AUGAGUUCGAUUUCUAUGUUAUCUGUACUAGAAAACUUACAUGUAUCACCAACUCCUGACACUAUAAGUGAUAGUACAUCUUUGCCGAUGACUUUCAUGGACAUACAACAUAUACUUACACCCCCACCACACACGGCUUUAUUCUUUAAACUUCCACUUACCAAAGCCGAAUUCAUUGCAUCUAUUGUUCCCAAGCUUAAACACUCGUUAUCAAUCACCCUUGGACAUUUUCUCCCUUUUGCUGGUAACCUAAUCGUAUACGCUACUAAUACUACGAUGCCUGAAAUCCUUUAUGUCGAAGGUGAUUAUGUCAAGGUUACGAUUGCAGAAUGUAAUCUUGAUUUUAAUGAUCUUACGGGAUACCAUCCUCGAAACUGUGAUAAGUUUUACCAUCUUAUACCUCUACUUGGAAAUUACGUUAAAACAUCAAAUUACGUAAAGAUUCCAGUCUUAUCCCUUCAAGUCACAUUAUUUCCAAAUAGUGGUUUUUCGCUUGUGGUGACUUCGCAUCAUUGCCUUACUGAUGCUAGCACCCUUUUUUGUUUCAUGAAUGCGUGGGCAUCGAUUGCUAAAUGUGGUUCAGAUGAGUCCUUUUUAGCAAAUGGGAAUCUACCAUUUUUCGGAAGAGUAGUAGUGAAUGACCCGGAAAGAGAUAAAUCAUCUCUAAUGAUGGCAAAAGUUGAAACACUUUUCGAUAAAGAGUACUAUCAACCCCCAAAGCUAUCUGGCCCAAGUGAUAAAGUCCGUGGAUCGUUCGUGUUAACACGGACUUUCAUAGAUCAGUUGAAGAACUCGGUUUCAACCAUACUCCCAACAUUACCAUACGUAUCAUCUUUUACUGUAAUAUGUGCUCAUAUAUGGUGUUGCCUUGCAAAGACGUUCAACGAAGAUGGACGACAAGGAUUUAUGUUCGGAGUGGAUGCUAGGAGACGUUUGGAUCCACCUAUUCCAACAUCCUAUGUUGGUAAUUGUAUUGUUGAUAAUAUGACGAUUGCAAAAGGCACCCUUUUAACCGGAAAUGAAGGGUUCGUUACUGCUGCGAAAUUAAUAGGAGAAAACCUACAUAAAAUGUUGACGGGUAAACAUGAUAUUCUUGCAAAUAAAUUGAUAGGAGAAAAACUACAUGAAAUGGCAACCGAUAAAGAUGGAUGGCCAAAAAGACUAGUAGUCGUAGCCGGGACACCAAAAGUAAGAUACUAUGACUUGGAUUUCGGAUGGGGGAAACCAGAAAAGCUUGAAAAACUUACAUUGGACCAUUUUUUCGUCUAUGGUGGACUCGCCGUAUCUAUGGAUGGCGGCAAACUCAACCAAGAUGUAGAGAUAGGCGUUCGCCUUACGGCUACCCAAAUGGAAACUUUUGCUUUCGAGUUCAACAAAGCGCCCGAAGCAUAA
Molecule: messenger RNA, 1392 nt
Organism: Erigeron canadensis
Lineage: Eukaryota; Viridiplantae; Streptophyta; Magnoliopsida; Asterales; Asteraceae
Product: malonyl-coenzyme A:anthocyanin 3-O-glucoside-6''-O-malonyltransferase-like
Exons: 1
Coding region: 1-1392 (463 amino acids)
Source: RefSeq, a predicted model, not a curated record